ACCUGCUUCCCUACUUCAGUAAGGAGUGGGAGAAAGGGGGUGACAUUUCAUUGUGGUUCCUCGUGGUGCUUCCCUGUUCCUGGCUGACUCAGUUAAAUCAGUUCUUCACCAUGCUUCACAAGAAACGAUUGACUUUCUGGCACACCUUUGCAGUCGUGGCUGUGCUGGCUUCCACAGGAUAUGUAAUUCUUGUCACCGUAAACAGCUGGAAUUCAGACCAGUGGGUGACAUACAGUGAUCCACCAGUGAAGGUCAGCUCCUCCCCCUUCACGCCCGUCCCUGGCUCCAGGACCCUCCUACUCAACGCUUUCCAUGAACAUCGUACGGCCAACCGCAGCGUACUUCUGCUCGCCAUCGUGUGGCAUGCAGAAAAAACAUCCUACCACUGUCUCCUCUGUUGCCAUGAUGGGGAGCUGGUUACCAUGGCAGUGGUACGGAACGUCCACCAAACCAACUUCUGGUUCCCUGCGGGCACCGGGGACUUCCUCUGUCAGGUGCCUGUGGGAUGCCAGCCCAGGUUUGCAGGGCUGAUUGCUGAAAAUGUGAACACAGACAGCCUGGCUGUGCUGCCAAUACUGAACCCAGUGGAGCGGUGGUCAGGCUUCCCUCUCAACUUCACUGUCUGCCUGUCCAACAUGUUUAACCACUAUGACAACGUGCUGCAGUUUGUCCAGGCCAUGGAGCUCUAUCGCCUCCUAGGGGCCCAGAGGGUUGUCAUCUACAAGAAUAACUGCUCCUCAACCAUGGAGAGGGUGCUGCAUUACUAUAUCAACCAGGUAGGUCUUGUGGAGGUGCUGCCCUGGCCAGUUGACGCCCACAUCAAGGUGUCUUCCAGCUGGCUGAUGUCUGAGUCUCCUGGUGACCUUCACUACUACGGCCAGAUCCCUGCUCUCAAUGACUGUGUCCACAGAUACAUGUACCAGACACAGUACCUGCUACUGCAUGACCCUGAUGAGGUCAUACUGCCCACGGGUAAUCAGACGUGGGCUGAGCUGGUGUCCACUCUGCAGAGUAUACAUGGCAGGGAUGUCAACUUCUACUUUGAGAACAACGUCUUCCCUUUCGAAGAAAAAGAGGAAAUCAGCAGUUACAACCUGCCUGAGUGGUCCCACAUUCCAGGUGUCAACGUCCUGCUUCACCUGCUGCGUGAGCCGAUCCCCAAACAGCACUUCACCACAGGGAAGAUGAUAGUUAACCCGCGCACUGUGGACGAGAUGAGUGUUCACUCAGUUCACAAGCUGAGAAAGGGGACCGCCACAGUGAAGAUCGGCCCAGAGUUAGGAAAGCUCCACCACAUCCGCCGGCGGAAGAACACGUCACUGAAGAGGAGUGAUCUGGUGAGGGAUGAAGGGCUUCUGCGGUUUGCACCCCAAUUGGUCAGAGAGGUGAACAGAGCCCUACGCAACAUGAAUCUGCUCCCAAACAAACUGUGAAUCCACUGUUGUCUACCUGUUGUUCAUUGUGAUUAAAACAACAACAACAACAACUUUGGUCGAGUAUUUAUAUGUAAAUAGUUUUGCACUAAGGGAUUUCAGGGGUGAUGUACUGCUGCUCUGUUCAAAAGGACUAGAGCUUGUUUCAUGAAGCAAGUUCACUGCUCUUGCUUUGGUCUUACUGUAAGAUGCCAUAAAUUAACUCUACCAGGGAGCAAGUGUAUAGAUUAGAUUUCUCUCUACUACUUUUCCCUGUACUCCACCUCAAUGAUAGUAUCUCAUGCAUGUCCACCUCAUUGGACAUGCAUGCACAGACGUAGAAUAGCUUGUUUUUCUCAACAAGAACAAGCUAUUAUGAUGAAUAAACGUGUAACAGUUUAUUCACAGCAAGUUUACAAGAUGGUGUUGGGGUGAAAACGGGUGGUACAUGGCAACAAAAAUUGUUUACAUGCACUGUUUGUUUACAUUGCAUCAGAAUUAGUCAACAUUAUAUUAGAAAAUAAUAAAUGCGAGGAAUGACACAGACUUUCACUAUGUGUGCCUCUUUUGCCCUCAAUUAAACAAAGCAAAGUUGCUGUGUAAAUGUGUACCAUGCAGUUUAAAUGAUCAUCCACUGUCCUUUGUAACUAUUCAGCCACAGAUCUCUCAGUCUUUCUGAUUUCACAUUUAACUGUAUUGUGUGUAUGAUGCUAUUUGUUAAAUGUCCAUAAGAAUAUCUUAACUGAUGAUAUCCUCAAAUGACCCGUUUUUUUAUGUAAGUAUAC
Myripristis murdjan (pinecone soldierfish) is the source of this 2197-nucleotide messenger RNA. RefSeq lists its product as uncharacterized. The coding region runs from base 111 to 1433 and encodes 440 amino acids. The record is from RefSeq and is a predicted model, not a curated record. Gene Ontology annotation, cellular component: cytoplasm. Lineage: Eukaryota; Metazoa; Chordata; Actinopteri; Holocentriformes; Holocentridae. The transcript is spliced from 9 exons. Gene Ontology annotation, molecular function: glycosyltransferase activity.